AUGAUUCCCACAUGCAUAGCAAUCCGCCUGACGCCCGUAUGGAUUUGCUUGCUUGUCCAUUUUGCGGAUGGAAAGUGGCCAACUCCUUUUCAGUGCCUGGCACGUGUGCAGGACUAUGGCUUUUCCGUCUCGGCAUUUAAGCGUAACCCGCUUGUCCUCGUAACGCAUAUGUUUGUGCAUGCUUCUGAUGAACACUUUGUGGGAAACGUGAUGCUGCUAUUGUGCACACUCUUAGAGCUCGGGGAAGAUUGCUUUCAGAUCGGUGUAGCGGACCGCGGCAUGUGGAAAAGCAUCAAGGAGGCCGCUGGCGCAACCGCCGUUCUCAUUAUUGGGGGCGUCAGCGGUGUUGCUGGGCAGCUGCUUUUUGACUACGCGCAGUUGAAGUGGAAGAGAUGGAAGGGAAUGUUCUCUGUGAAGGGUCUCAUCGGUUUCUUUCAUGAAGAAGAGGAAGGUAUCUUCUCCACCCUUAAGUCACAGUUUGACAGUUGGGUUGGUAGUGUAACGUACAGUGUGGGAAAGCACCGGGUGGAUACAUCCUUCAUGUGUGGAGCCAGCGCUGGUGGAUACGCGAUUCAUGGGUUUGGAGCAGCCUACAGGGGCACUUGGAUUACUGUGUGGAUGGCAGCUGCUUUGGAGGUCUUCAAACUCGCUACCGCAACACUCGGGGGAAAACCCACAUCGGGAUCAUCAGGUACGGGAUGGGGGUGGUGGUGGGGACCUGGCGAAACUGUUGGCCACGCCGCCCACUUGGGGGGUUUAGGAGCUGGAGUUUUAAUGGGGUUGGGAUGGCGUUGGUGGCGGGAGCACAGGCGAAGACACCGCUUUCGCCGCACGUUAUACACUUAA
Trypanosoma brucei brucei TREU927 is the source of this 846-nucleotide messenger RNA. RefSeq lists its product as hypothetical. Gene Ontology annotation, molecular function: serine-type endopeptidase activity. Bases 1 to 846 code for a protein of 281 amino acids. The transcript has a single exon. NCBI's taxonomy places the organism in Eukaryota, Euglenozoa, Kinetoplastea, Trypanosomatida, Trypanosomatidae. The record is from RefSeq and is a predicted model, not a curated record.